AGUAGUAUUACAUUAUUGUCAUUGUCCGUACAUCAACUAAAUUUAUUUAUAAAUGGGUUACUUGAUUUGUAUUCCAUGUUGGAUCUCAAGUUCAGGUUGAUAUCAGUGAGGCAAUAAAAUGAAAGACACAAGUGUUGCUUCCGUCGGAAUAGUUCCUGAAGUACUGACCUUCGACAACUAUGACAGAUGGAGUGUUUUUAUGAAAAAUUAUCUGAUUGGGAAAGAUCUAUGGGACGUUGUGACGAGUGGUGAUGAUGCUGAGCACUUGAACAACACCCCAGAUGUCGAGAAAGGUCUCGGCGACUCUUCUGAAGUAAAUCAAAGAGCUGAGGUUUCAUUGAAGAAGAAGAAUGCAAAAGCUUUGCACAUUAUUCAACUAUCAUGUGGACGGCAGAUUCAGAAUGAGCUUUUUGAUUUUGAAUUAGCCAGAGAUGCAUGGAAUCACUUGUCAACAAGAUACGACAAAAUUUUAAAAAUCAUAGUGGAUAAAGUGCAGCAAGAUGAUGAUGGUCUUUGUGUGGAACAAAAAAAGCUAUUCAAGAUGGUGAAGAGAGGUGAUUCUAUUGAAGGGAUGGAAGUAGAUCCGAAUGUAUAUGAUGUUACAACCUCUAAUUCAGAGAGGACACUGCUCCACAUUGCAGUAAAUGCUGGAAACCCAAAAAAUGUGGAAAUAUUGGUGACAAAAGGGGGGGACGAGUUUGUAAAAAAGAAAGAUAAGCAUGGUGAUACAGCUCUUGCUCUUGCAGCUUGUUAUAAUGCAAAAAUGAAAAUAGUGAAGACCCUCGUAAAUAGCAAAAUAGGGAAGAUGUUGCUGAUGGAGCCGAACGAAAAAGGAGAAAUCCCCAUUCAUUUGGCUGCCGGUAAAGGAUACAGAAAAAUGACUUGUUAUCUUUACGAAGAAACUCCCGUUGAAGUGUUCAACAAAGAUUCACGAAAUCGAGUUUUACUUCUUGACCGAUGUAUAGAGGCUUAUAUAUUUGAUGUGGCUUUGAGGUUACUCCAACUUUAUCCGGAUAAUCUAUUUAAUGAAGCCGCAUACGGUGAAAGCAACAACGAAGAUCUACUUGAAGAAUUCAGCAAAUUCUCCGCCUUACUUUCAUUGGCUAAAUUGAACCGUGCCCUCUAUCGUCCCACCGUAUUUCCAUCAUUUUUCACCAAAUUCAUUUAUAAUAGUUUAAGCGUAAAACAGUUUGAAGACAAGUAUGGGAUUCCCGAAGUCGACAUUGUGAAGUUUACGCGGUCGGUUACACUUAGACGUGUUCCCAAUAGAAGUCUACGUACGACUUCUUCUGUGAAAUGUUGGUCACCACGUCACUUCCUCAUGCUACCGGGUCAACUACUUCGUGGAUUUCGAUGCUCGCUGGUUCAUUUUUUAAAGGACCGAAAUGUUUUGGGAAUAAGGUCAAUAUAUACUUUAAAAUUUAUGAAUUAUGAAGCUCAGGCAAUAUUGAAAUACUUGAUCCAAAAUAUAAAAGGAUUUAAUGGUUUAGGGCUCAGACAAGCUUCAGCACAUGAAGCUAUGCUGUAUGCAGCUAAGAAUGGAUCAGUUGAGUUCAUAAAUGCUAUGAGGGAAGUUAAUCCUGAUCUACUGUCAGUUACCGACAACGGUGGUAGAGGCAUAUUUUGGCAUGCUAUUCUCAAUCGCAGACAAGAUGUGUUCCAACUCGUAUAUUUUCUCAAUGGAAUGGAGAAGGAUAUGAUUAGAGAUCACUCAGACAAUGAAUUGUUGCACAUGGCAGCAGUACAUUUUGUUCCUUCAUCUAGUUUCGAUAAUGACAUAUUGAGUCCUGUUAUGCAAAUACAAAGAGAAUUACAAUGGUUUCAGGCGGUGGCGGGUGUUGUGCAUCCCAUCUGCCUGGAUGCCAAAAAUGAGGAUGGUAAGAAGCCUUUUGCUGUAUUCUAUGAAAGCCACCAGGAGCUACUGAAAGCUGCAGAGCAAUGGACAAAAGGCACUGCUGGCACUUAUAUCACUGUGGCUUCUCUCGUCCUUACUAUCAUGUUUGCCGCAGCCUUUACUAUCCCGGGUGGAAACAAUCAACAAACUGGGAUGCCCAUAUUCUUGGAUGAAAAGAUAUUUAACAUGUUUCUUAUUGCAGAUAUGGUAUCUAUCUUUGUUUCCGCUUCUUGUGUCUUGGUUUUCAUUGGGAUUCUCACAUCGCGUUAUCAGGCAAUGGAUUUCUAUUAUGCUUUGCCUUGGAAGUUAAUAAUUGGCAUUGUGCUCUUUCUUCUAUCUAUCUGCUCCAUGAUGGUUGCACUUUAUGCUGCGCUUAGUUUAAUCUUAAAGGGGAAUCACACCGGCUCUAGGGGGUUCAUUCUAGGAUUCAUGUUGUUCCUUGGCGGUGUUCCAGUUAUCAUUCUCUUAGUAUCUCAGCUACGCUUCAUCUAUAAGUUUAUCCGUUCUACAAUCAAAAAUCCUGUUAGUUCUAUUUAGGAAGGGAUAAUAUAUACAUGCCAGAAAAGAUAUUUCAACAAAAGAAUGUGAGUGAUCAUUGACAAUUUGGCAAACACCAUGAUGAAUUUCUUAUUCAAGAAUUAUUUUGCUGUCCUCUUUAAUGAUUGUGUUGAUACUAAAUAUAUGUACAAAACUCAAGUUUAAUGUCUGCGGCACACUAAGUGUGUUGUUCUAUUGUUUGUAAUUAGACUUAUAAUUUUGAUAAAACUUAUAUUGUGAUUUAUCAAUUGAUUUUGUUCAAAGAGAACAUAAUAUAAAUUUUUUUUGUAUAUUUUAUAAGUUGAAAUUUUCUUAAUAAAGAAAAACCUUAUUUGGUUUAAGAGUGAUCAAGUAUCACUAGUUCCUUCAAAUAAAGAACGGUCUUAGUACC
This is a messenger RNA of Trifolium pratense (red clover), 2822 nucleotides long. RefSeq lists its product as uncharacterized. Bases 119 to 2431 code for a protein of 770 amino acids. The record is from RefSeq and is a predicted model, not a curated record. Lineage: Eukaryota; Viridiplantae; Streptophyta; Magnoliopsida; Fabales; Fabaceae. Gene Ontology annotation, molecular function: protein binding. The transcript has 8 exons.